Anastrepha ludens (Mexican fruit fly) is the source of this 1197-nucleotide messenger RNA. RefSeq names its product serine-arginine protein 55-like. Gene Ontology annotation, cellular component: cytoplasm; ribonucleoprotein complex; nucleus. The record is from RefSeq and is a predicted model, not a curated record. Bases 7 to 915 code for a protein of 302 amino acids. Gene Ontology annotation, molecular function: mRNA binding. The transcript has a single exon. Lineage: Eukaryota; Metazoa; Arthropoda; Insecta; Diptera; Tephritidae. Gene Ontology annotation, biological process: mRNA splice site recognition; alternative mRNA splicing, via spliceosome.
UUCAUCAUGAGCAGUUCGCGAGUUUUCGUUGGUGGAUUAGCCUAUUGUGUACGUGAAAAGGAUUUGGUAGAAUUUUUUAAAGGAUAUGGACGCACGUGUGAUGUGUUAUUGAAAAACGGAUAUGGCUUCGUUGAAUUUGAAAAUCACCGAGACGCCGAUGAUGCAGUGGACGAGUUGAACGGAAAAAGUUUGAUGGGAAGGAGAGUAAAUGUUGAGUUGGCAAAGAGCAGAGUACGUGGCAAUUGUAGUGAGCGAUAUGGCACCAAACGGCGUGGUCGUUAUAAUGACCGAAGUUCUAGAACAAUACAUUACGGACCACCGAAACGAACCGAAUGUCGCAUAGUUGUGGAAAACUUAUCAAGCGGCGUCAAUUGGCAAGAUUUAAAAGAUUUUAUGCAGCGAGUCGGAGAGGUAACCUACUGCGAUGCACAUAAAGAGCGUCGCAAUGAAGGUGUGGUGGAGUUUGCUUCAAAAUCGGACAUGGAAGCUGCUCUAGAAGAAUUGGACGACACUGCAUUGGAUGGUCGUCGUGUACGCUUGAUUGAAGAUCGACGAAGGAGGAAGCUUGUUGGAGGAAAGCGCGAGAGGUCUCGUUCAAGAUCUGACACUCGCUCACGCUCCAAAUCGGUGCGCUCAUCGCCGCGGCCGCAUUCAAGUCCAAGCGAAUUUCGUGAGCUAUCCACAUCAAAAUUGCGUUCUCCUGUUGCUAAGCGUUUACGCUCAGAAAUCGUACGAGUACUACGUACAGAAUGUCACACCCGUGAUCGUGCCACAGCUCAUCGUUCACAUCGUGAAGGCUCACCAUCUAAGUCAAUCACAGAUUCUCAGUCAUGGGAUCGCUCCACUUGUAGCAGUUCACGGUCACGGUCAGCUUCACCUGAAAACGGAAAAUCCACUACCGAAGAAGAUAAAUAAAUAAUUGGACGUACUUAUAAUUAGGUUUUGUAGGUUGUAUAAGACUAUUUGAAUAAAAUAAAUAGUUUUGAUAAAAAAUUAUAAAAUACGUUUUUAAAAAAAAAUAUUACAAUAUUUAAAGUAAAAUUCGAAAUGAAGGUUUUUAGAUUUCAAAACCAAUAUAUCUGCAAUGUAACCAGAGUUAAUAUUUUAUUCUGAAUCUGCAUCCCUUUAUAUAAAGCGUGGUUAAGUUUCAAGGGCCGGUGUUGAUUUUGAAUAAAACACUAUUUUGUAAAAAAAUUA